Drosophila ananassae is the source of this 2362-nucleotide messenger RNA. It is a transcript of the gene Caf1-105, whose product is annotated as chromatin assembly factor 1 subunit B. The transcript has 2 exons. The record is from RefSeq and is a predicted model, not a curated record. Gene Ontology annotation, molecular function: protein binding. Lineage: Eukaryota; Metazoa; Arthropoda; Insecta; Diptera; Drosophilidae. Gene Ontology annotation, biological process: DNA replication-dependent chromatin assembly; nucleosome assembly. Gene Ontology annotation, cellular component: CAF-1 complex; nucleus. Bases 17 to 2293 code for a protein of 758 amino acids.
AAGUAAGUGAAUCAGGAUGAAGUGCAAGAUUCCGGAGAUCUCGUGGCACAACCGCGACCCCGUUCUGAGCGUGGAUAUUCAGCAGAACGGCCAAGGUCUGCGGGAUCCCACCAUCUGUCGACUGGCUUCGGGCGGGACCGAUGCGCACGUCCUCAUCUGGUAUGUGAACCGAGCCAAGGACGAUGGGGGUGAGGGGGUGGACCUGGAGCUGGCCGUCGAUCUGUCGCGGCAUCAGCGGGCGGUCAACACAGUGCGCUGGUCGCCCAACGGCGAGCUGCUGGCCUCCGGCGACGACGAAAGUGUGGUCUUCAUUUGGAAGCAGAAGGCGGAUCAUGAAGUGGUCAAUAUUGUGGAUGCCGACGGGCAAAGUGAGCAGGAUAAGGAAGUGUGGACGACACUAAAGGUGCUACGCGGCCACCGCGAGGAUAUCUACGAUCUUAGCUGGUCGCCCAAUUCGCUGUUCCUGGUCACUGGAUCGGUGGACAACACGGCCAUGAUGUGGGACGUAUACAAGGGCAAGUCGUUGGCCAUUCUGGACGAUCACAAGGGCUAUGUGCAAGGCGUGGCCUGGGAUCCGUGCAAUCAAUACAUAGCCACCAUGAGCACAGAUAGACAAAUGCGCAUCUUCGAUGUCAAUACCAAGCGGGUGCUACACCGGGUCAGCAAGUGUGCAUUUCCCGUAAAGGAGGACCACGAGAUGCACGGCAAAGGCAUCCGACUGUACCACGACGGUACCCUGCAGACCUUUUUCCGCCGAUUGUGCUUUACUCCUGAUGGCAAAAUCCUGCUCACGCCCGCCGGCAUCACCGACUACGACGGAGUGAUGAAACCACUAAACACCACUUACGGAUUUAGUCGCUACGAUCUAGCCCAUCCUGCAUUCGUUCUGCCAUUCCCCAACGAAUAUGCCGUGGCCGUGCGCUGUUCUCCGGUUUUGUACCGUCUGAGACCGUACAACGCGGAGAAGAACCCUCCUGUUAUCUCCCUGCCCUAUCGAAUGAUCUAUGCCGUGGCCACCAAGAACUCUGUAUUCUUCUACGACACCCAGCAGUCGGUGCCGUUUGCUAUUGUCUCCAACAUCCAUUAUACACGACUAACAGAUCUGACCUGGUCAAGUGAUGGCAACGUGUUGAUCGUGUCCAGCACCGACGGCUUUUGUUCUCUGUUGACCUUCGAGCCGGAUGAGCUGGGCGAGCAGUACGAGGAGAUGGAGUCAGUGCUGAGCGCUACUCUAAAGUCAUCGGAGAACGUGGCGCCUCCGACAAAGAAAAAGAAGCCAAAGAUCCGUAAACAGUCGUCAGACGAAGUGCCACGUAGGCCGCUGCAGGAGAAGACCAAGUCGAAUCGGAAAGAUAAAAAGGCAGCCGCCGGCUCGGAGCUCAAGGAGGAGGGUGAAACCGAUCUGGACGCUGAAAAUGACUCAUCAAUGAACAGCGCCAGCUCCGGAUCUAGUUCAAACAGUCCGAAAACGGAUAAAGCGCAGAUCAAACCAACGCCCAUCGCUUUUCGGAGGUCGCCCCGAAAAGUGGCACCCACACCAAUCGCCACUAGGCGUUCCCCUCGCAAGACAGAACCGGAAGAAGUCAAGAGCAAUGGGCAGAAACCCACGCCUAUUGCAAUUCGCCGUUCGCCUCGCAAAGAGGAGGAUGCACCAGUUGUUGCUGCAGCAUCGCCUGCAACCCUUAAACGCAAGAUCAGCACGGAGGCGGAGCCUUUACCGCUGGCAGGAGGAGUGAUUGCAGUGCUGGACAAGGAGAUCAUCAGCUCGGAGGAGAAGUUCGAGUCGCCGGAGAAGAAAUGCCGCCCGGCCACACCCAUUCAGGUGCGUCGUCAGCCACGCACACCCAGCAGCGCAAGCAACUUCAACCUUACACCGAAAAGCCAAUCCGCCAAACAAGCCACGCCCAUUGCUGUGAGGAGAACGCCACGUGUUCUUGUGGAAAUGCCGGUCAACUCGCCCGUGGUUCCUGUAGAGGAGGCCAUGGAUGCUUGGCCAUUAGACGAUGGCGUUUCUCCGCUGCCGUCUUCGCAAAAGGACUCGCAGGAUCCACCUCAACCAGAGAUCAAAGAGGAGAAAGAGUCGAAGUCAGUGCCUUUGGAGGUCAGCGAGGCGACGUGUGAACGCACCGAGGAUAUUCGCCUUGUCUACGAGGAUACGCAGGAGGAGCAGGCGGCCAGUACGCCAUCCAAGCCCACCGCCUCGAAGCCGUCCACGCCCAACAACAAAACACCGCGGCGCGUAUCCUUGCGCACAAUUUCCACACCAAAAUCAAAAAAGAAAUUGUUAGAGUAGACCGAAACCUAUAGAUUAGUCAAAUUAUAAAUAUCAAAAAUAAAAUACAAGACAAGGUUUUAGAAAGUA